Pecten maximus is the source of this 776-nucleotide messenger RNA. RefSeq lists its product as uncharacterized. Bases 1 to 687 code for a protein of 228 amino acids. The record is from RefSeq and is a predicted model, not a curated record. The transcript has 7 exons. NCBI's taxonomy places the organism in Eukaryota, Metazoa, Mollusca, Bivalvia, Pectinida, Pectinidae.
AUGAAUGCAGAAGUAUAUGACAACCUGCUGAUAUUUCUUCAAAGUGACCCAAAUAACAGAAUCUGGCCAUCUGCUGUGCAGGUUCUGCGACACCUACUCACCUGUUUGGAAUCCCCACCAGAGGUAGAAGGCUUCAUGCUGGACUUCGAGGCUGCCGUCCGGAGCGUGUUCCCGGGUGUGGACCUGAAGGGCUGCAGUUUUCACUGGGCCCAAGCUGUCCUCCGCAAGGUCGACAGUCUUGGACUUCGGGCCACCUUCAGGAAGCGUCAAGGUGUUGCGGAAUACAUCCGGAAGUUGAUGGCGUUGCCGUUCCUCCCGUCGCCUCAGAUUCACGACGCCUUUGUGAAGCUGAGGCGUCUGGCCAACACCCCAGAGCUGACUCAGCUGGUCCAUUACCUCGACAGAUACUGGUUCAGGAGCGGUGUCUGGUCGACUGCGAACUGGUGCGUUCAUCGACAGUCCGUCCGCACCAACAACGACGUAGAGGGUUGGCAUCGCAGGAUCAACACCAAGGCUCGCCGGGCGAACCUGCCGUUCUACAUGCUCGUCCCAUUGCUUCACCAGGAAGGCCGCCUCGUCACCCUCCAGAUGAGGCUGGUAGCCGAGCAGGCCCGGCGUCGCCAGCAGACUACCGUGUACCGCCGCAUCCAGGGGGAAGAUCCAGACGUUGUGGGACCAGUAUGCUGAGCAGGAGAUGUCGAGUUCGACCUUCCUGAAGACCGUCGGCAAGAUCUACUGCCCAGCGACGGUCCGACCAACACCAGACGACGAAUGAG